Acanthisitta chloris (rifleman) is the source of this 741-nucleotide messenger RNA. RefSeq names its product short-chain dehydrogenase/reductase family 9C member 7-like. The record is from RefSeq and is a predicted model, not a curated record. Lineage: Eukaryota; Metazoa; Chordata; Aves; Passeriformes; Acanthisittidae. Bases 7 to 423 code for a protein of 138 amino acids. The transcript is spliced from 2 exons.
UAUUCUAUGACCAAGGCAGCUAUUGAAAAAUUUUGUGAUGCUCUAAGACUGGAAAUGAAGAAGUUUGGUGUCCAGGUCUGUAUUAUUCAGCCAGGAAAUUAUGCACGCUCCACGAAUAUCCAGCCACUGGUCAGUGCUGAAGAGAUCUGGAGUGAACUCAGUGAAGAGGAAAAGGCUGUUUACAGUAAGGAGUAUGUUCAAGAGAGGGCAAACUUUUUCAACAGCAUUCUCAGUGAAGGAAGCACUAAUGGCAAUGAGGUGGUAGAUGCUAUGGUAGAUGCAUUAAUGUCUCCUGCACCCAAGGCACGUUACAUGGUGGCAAAGCUGAAGGAAAAGGCACUUGUGUUUCUGUGUGCUUUAUUCCCAACUGUUGUGAUGGAUUCCAUUUUGUCUUAUGCUCUGAGUAAAGUAAAACUUGCAUAGCCUAUGUUGGAACCAACCACUGACUCAGGUGAGGCAGCUUUUAAAAUGUGAAAGUCGGAGCUGAAUCUAAUGCCCUCAUGUAUCAGUGUAAUGACACUGAUUAACCGAUACAAACUUUGGAGGGUCUUCCUAAUCAGAACUGUCACUGAUCCAUAGGGAAAAAUGUACAGGUCCCCAUGCAAAAUUAAAUAAUUUGUUUAGACAAGUUUCUCCUGUGUGGAAAAAAAGAUACAGCCACUUACGCUGCUUUAGGCAUUCCCUAUAAAAUCUAAUGCAGCUUUUUCUAAUGCAAUAGCAGGUUACUGUGUUACAGACAUG